Molecule: messenger RNA, 1161 nt
Organism: Saccharomycopsis crataegensis
Lineage: Eukaryota; Fungi; Ascomycota; Saccharomycetes; Ascoideales; Saccharomycopsidaceae
Gene: RPL3
Product: 60S ribosomal protein uL3 RPL3
Exons: 1
Coding region: 1-1161 (386 amino acids)
Biological process (GO): translation
Cellular component (GO): cytosolic large ribosomal subunit; ribosome
Molecular function (GO): RNA binding; structural constituent of ribosome
Source: RefSeq, a predicted model, not a curated record
AUGUCUCACAGAAAGUACGAAGCCCCAAGACACGGGCAUUUAGGUUUCUUGCCAAAGAAGAGAGCUGCCAGACACCAAGGUAGAGUUAAGUCUUUCCCAAAGGAUGACAAGACCAAGCCAGUUGCUUUGACCGCCUUCUUGGGUUACAAGGCUGGUAUGACCACCACCGUUAGAGACUUGAACAGACCAGGUUCUAAGAUGCACAAGAGAGAAAUCGUCGAAGCCGCUACCGUUGUUGACACUCCACCAGUUGUUGUUGUCGGUGUUGUCGGUUACGUCGAAACUCCAAGAGGUUUGAGAUCUUUGACCACCGUCUGGGCUGAACACUUGUCUGACGAUGUUAAGAGAAGAUUCUACAAGAACUGGUACAAGUCUAAGAAGAAGGCUUUCACCAAGUACUCUGCUAACUUCUCCAAGAACUCCGAAAAGGAAUUUGCUAGAAUUGUCAAGUACUGUUCUGUCGUUAGAGUUUUGGUCCACACCCAAAUCAAGAAGACUCCAUUGACCCAAAAGAAGGCUCACUUGGCUGAAAUCCAAUUGAACGGUGGUUCCAUCGCUGAUAAGGUCAACUGGGUUAAGGAACACUUGGAAAAGACUGUUGCUGUUGACUCUGUUUUCGAACAAAACGAAAUGAUCGAUGUCAUUGCUGUCACCAAGGGUCACGGUUUCGAAGGUGUUACCCACAGAUACGGUACUAAGAAGUUGCCAAGAAAGACCCACAGAGGUUUGAGAAAGGUCGCUUGUAUUGGUGCUUGGCAUCCAGCCCACGUUAACUGGACUGUUGCCCGUGCUGGUCAAAACGGUUACCAUUCCAGAACUUCUAUCAACCACAAGGUUUACAGAGUUGGUAAGGGUGAAGAUGAAGCCAAUGGUGCUACUGAAUUCGACAGAACCAAGAAGACCAUUACCCCAAUGGGUGGUUUCGUCAGAUACGGUGAAAUCAAGAACGAUUUCGUCUUGGUUAAGGGUUCUAUUCCAGGUAUCAAGAAGAGAAUUGUGACCUUGAGAAAGUCCUUGUACGUUGACACUUCCAGAAGAGCCACUGAAGAAGUUACCUUGAAGUGGAUCGACACUGCCUCUAAAUUCGGUAAGGGUAGAUUCCAAACUCCAGAAGAAAAGCACUCUUUCUUGGGUACUCUUAAGAAGGACCUUACCAACUAA